AUGGCCUCUGCAGGAAAUGUGAAUUGUCUUGCUGUUAAUCGUCAAAGUAUUCGCAACAAAAGUCCUAGUACAGUCGAUGCAUACUAUGGAAAAAGUUUUUUUGAUGAUGAAAAUUAUCAAUCGAUUCUCGAAUGUCUUGAUGGUGGUAAAAGAUGGACUUCUAAAGUACAACAACAACCUUUAAUUUCAUCGUAUAAUAAAACUAAAGAUGUACAAUUAAAUAUAAUUCGUACACCUGAACGUUAUGCUGAACUUAUAGAAGCUCGUUUUGAGAAGAUUCGAGACAUUAUUACUACAUAUACUAGAGAAAUGCAAAGAAUAUAUCCACGCACACGUUUACGUUUUACUCGUAAGCAUUAUAAAACAGAUGAAAUGAGAAGUUUAUUUCAAAGUGCAUAUUCAUCAUUAUUCUAUACAUUGAAUAAACUUGAACAACUACGUGAACAAAAAGAACUAGCCGAAAAUGCUCUAUGUCUUGCUGGUUAUCAAUGUGAAAACAAAAUUGAAAAUGCAGAGGAUAAUUAUAUGAAACAAGAAAAACAAUUAAAAGUCAUUAAAGAACAAAUCGUACAAACCAAAGACGAAUGCAAUCAAGAAAAAAUAUUGUAUCGCAAAAAGGCAACACAGAUUUAUGAAGAAUGUCGAGCAUUGGAAAAAGAGCGAUUGGAUUUAAUUGGAAACACUUUAAUCAAAUUCAUUAAAGAAGCAUUUUCAUUUGAAAAUGUAACUCAACAACGUCAAAUCUAUGAAGAUCUCAGUUCAAUGCUGCAAAUUCAACAAAAUUCAUCUCAAGAUCUUGAUUUUUGGGCACAAGCUUAUGAUCUUUUGUAA
Messenger RNA from Rotaria sp. Silwood2, 831 nucleotides. The record is from the annotation of a GenBank genome assembly. NCBI's taxonomy places the organism in Eukaryota, Metazoa, Rotifera, Eurotatoria, Philodinida, Philodinidae.